This is a messenger RNA of Nicotiana tabacum (common tobacco), 1639 nucleotides long. Its product is annotated as glycosyltransferase 6-like. Gene Ontology annotation, cellular component: endosome; trans-Golgi network; membrane. The record is from RefSeq and is a predicted model, not a curated record. Lineage: Eukaryota; Viridiplantae; Streptophyta; Magnoliopsida; Solanales; Solanaceae. Gene Ontology annotation, molecular function: galactosyltransferase activity.
AUUUCCAUACACCAUUUAAAGCACACAUUGCAUCCCGAGACGUUCUCACUCUAAAUCUUAUACUACUCCCAUAUUUGCAAUUACCUUCCAUUUACGUAAACCGGCCAUGGCCCAUACCGUGUUUCGGGCCAAACAACAAUCAUCGUCUUCACGAGACAAAUCUCUCUUCCUAGCAGCCAUAGUAGCUCUUUUACUUGUCUGUGCUAUUUGGUCUUUUACUGAUCCUUUUCCUAAUUUCUCAAAUUUCUUAUCCAAACAAAACGUUACUUCACCGGAAUAUUGCCCGCCGGACCGGGAAGCCGUUGACCGGAGAUAUGACCCGCCGGAAAAGACAUUCUACGAUGACCCGGAACUCAGUUACACUAUUAAUAAACCUAUCAAAAAUUGGGACGAGAAGAGAAUCCAGUGGCUGAAGCUUCAUCCUUCAUUUGCAGCCGGAAGAGCUAACCGUGUACUCCUCCUCACUGGAUCACAACCCACUCCAUGCAAGUACCCUAAAGGUGAUCAUUUACUCCUAAGGUUUUUUAAAAACAAAGUUGACUACUGUAGAAUCCAUAGCUACGAUAUUUUCUACGGUAACACGUUUUUGCACCCUAAAAUGCGUUCUUAUUGGGCCAAGAUACCGCUUGUUCGGGCCGCCAUGCUGGCCCAUCCUGAAUCCGAGUGGAUUUUAUGGGUUGACUCGGAUGCUAUCUUCACUGACAUGGAUUUCAAAAUCCCACUGCACAAGUACAAGGACUAUAACUUCAUCGUUCAUGGCUGGCCUGAUUUGAUUUUUAAAAAGAAAAGCUGGGUUGCGAUAAAUGCAGGGAUUUUUCUUAUACGAAAUUGUCAGUGGUCCAUGGACUUCUUAGACGUUUGGGCCAAUAUGGGCCCGAAAAGCCCAGAAUACAAGCAGUGGGGCAAAAUAUUACGGUCAACUUUCAAGGAUAAAAUCUUCCCGGAGUCCGACGAUCAAUCGGCACUGAGCUAUAUUAUAAUGAAAGGAGAAGAAAAAUGGAGGAGCAAAAUUCAUGCGAUUACUGAUUACUCUUUACACGGAUACUGGUUAGGAAUAGUAGAUAGAUUUGAUAACAUCACGGGAAAUUACGUGAAGAUAGACAGAGAUGUACCGAAGUUGCGGAGGAGACACGCGGAGGCAGUAAGCGAGAGUUACGCGGCGGCGAGGGAGCCGUUGGUGGCGGAGGGCGGUGAUUGGAAGGGUGGUUGGAGGCGGCCGUUUAUAACUCACUUCACGGGAUGUCAGCCGUGUAGUGGGGACCAUGCAGCGGAGUAUGUGGGUGAUAAAUGUUGGGUGGGAAUGGAAAGAGCGUUAAACUUUGCGGAUAAUCAGGUGCUACGUAAUUUUGGAUUCAUGCACAAUGAUAUCAAAAGCAAUUCACCUGUCUCUCCGGUAAAUUUUGAUUUUCCAGCUGAAGAGGUAGAAGAAUUCGUGUGAAUUAACAACUCACAUCUCAGUUUUUACUGUAGGAUUCUUGCUACGUACGUUCAUAAGUCUUGUGAAUUUUGGAUGCGGUUUAAUUCCAGUCAAUUGAUCUAGAUUUUACCGCUAUUACUGCUGUAUUUGAUAGUUUAUUAUUGGAAUAGCAACAAGUUUUUAUAAUCCCAUACAAAAACAAUGGUACAAGUUUUACCUCAA